AUGCGAUCUGGUGUUAGUAGCUUUAUUGUUGCAGCUACCGAGUUUCAACGAAUUUUUGUCUUCAUUAAGGAGACAGUGGUUUUUGCUAUUGCUACUAUCAUAACCUUUUAUGAUGUAAUUUGUCGUGAUCAGUUGUGUAGGGAAAGUCACGGGGGCUCUAGGGUUUGUGAAACGGCUGCGCCAUUAUACUGCGUUUCCCAUGUUUGCACCGAGGUGUAG
Messenger RNA from Thelazia callipaeda (thelaziosis nematode), 219 nucleotides. Lineage: Eukaryota; Metazoa; Nematoda; Chromadorea; Rhabditida; Thelaziidae. The record is from the annotation of a GenBank genome assembly.